AUGUCGUCGUUCAACAAGAAUAUGGUCGUCAUCCCCAUCACUGCUGCUAGUGAUGGGGAUGUGAGUACUUGGCCGGGGAGCCCAUAUACUCACCGGGACGACGAUAGCUGGCGUCAGAAGCUGGCAGAAAAUUGGGUGAAAGAUGCAGGCGCUUGUCAACAAGAGAAGGAGGCCGCCGUCCUCCGGGAGAAACGUCACAAUCGUUUCGUGGAGAAGUGCGUGAAUAACCCCGCUUGGGCUCGCGGGCUCAGCAAGGACCAGGUGGACGAGGCCAAUCAGCGCUUUCGCUCCUGGGUCGCUGGCACUGGUGCUGUGGCGGGCGCUGGAUCCGAGGGAGCUUCGGCCCCUGCUGGCCAGGAUGUGGAGAUGGCUGAGUAG
Penicillium bovifimosum is the source of this 378-nucleotide messenger RNA. RefSeq names its product Histone deacetylase interacting. The transcript is spliced from 2 exons. The coding region runs from base 1 to 378 and encodes 125 amino acids. The record is from RefSeq and is a predicted model, not a curated record. NCBI's taxonomy places the organism in Eukaryota, Fungi, Ascomycota, Eurotiomycetes, Eurotiales, Aspergillaceae.